Molecule: messenger RNA, 1179 nt
Organism: Desarmillaria tabescens
Lineage: Eukaryota; Fungi; Basidiomycota; Agaricomycetes; Agaricales; Physalacriaceae
Product: beta-lactamase-like protein
Exons: 6
Coding region: 1-1179 (392 amino acids)
Source: RefSeq, a predicted model, not a curated record
AUGGAGUUCAUCUUUCUCGGUACAGGAACUUCUGCUGGCCUGCCGUACAUCGAUUGCAUCACGGCACCACCGGAAAGGGAGGCGUGCAAGACGUGCCUCUCCACAUUGACGCCGGAAGGGAAACGGAACAUCAGGAGAAAUACCUCGGCUGUUGUGCGAAUGGAUACCAAGGAGGGUAGAAAGGCAACCAUUGUAAUUGAUGCUGGGAAGACUUUCCAGGCGUCUGCUCUCGAAUGGUUUCCCAAGUAUGGGCUAAGGGAAAUCGAUGCCAUUCUCAUCACUCACGCUCAUGCUGAUGCGUUGAAUGGACUGGAUGAUCUCCGAUCAUGGACAUUAUAUGGGCUUAUUCAGCCCUACAUCGAUAUCUACCUGUCGCAAGAGACCUUCGAUGCCGUCAAGACAUCAUUUCCGUACUUGGUAUUGAAGGAAUGCGCCAGCGGCGGAGGCGACGUCCCGGAAUUCAAGUGGCAUGUCAUAAGUGACCAGAUCCCCUUCCAGAUUAACGAUACGGGAAUAUAUGUCACACCGUUCUCUGUCCAUCAUGGUUUCUGCCCUUCGAACUCCCCGCGAGAUCACCUUCAUACGUCACCGUCUCUUCCACUACUGAACGAAGCACCCUUCCAGGUUCCCGAACGACGCAAACCAUUCCUGAGCUUCGGAUUCAAGAUAUCCAAUCAGCUUGUCUACAUUUCAGACGCAUCGCACAUUCCAGAGGAAUCUUGGAACGUGAUCUCUCCGAAGACCUCUGGUCAUGUCCCCGUGUGCGUGCUGGACUGUCUGCGGUUGGAGCCGCAUGCAUCGCAUUUCCACUUGGCACAAUCUGUCUCUGUAGCGCGAAGGAUCAGUGCCACAAGGACGUACCUGACUGGCUUCUGUCACGCAGCUACGCACGAGGAGUACGUCUCUAUGGGAGAGAUCAUUGGCGGGGCGCUGAAGGACCAAGGGGAGAUGGCUGCUCUGAACGUGAAGGGCUUCUCGGUUGAGAAGGGAGAUGUUAUCUGGAUACGACCGGCCCAUGACGGUCUGAGGGUGACAGUAGACGACGGGGUGGUAUGGGAUGAAACAUACUUGAAUCAGUCGGUCCACGAUAAGGUGGACUGGAGGGGUUGGCAUGCGUACUUGAAGAGUUUGUUAUCUUGGAAGCGCCUUGUUAAUAUGUUAUUCAUAUUUAGAUUGUAG